This is a messenger RNA of Camelus dromedarius (Arabian camel), 2999 nucleotides long. It is a transcript of the gene SLC27A6, whose product is annotated as solute carrier family 27 member 6. The transcript has 10 exons. The record is from RefSeq and is a predicted model, not a curated record. Gene Ontology annotation, molecular function: long-chain fatty acid transmembrane transporter activity; long-chain fatty acid-CoA ligase activity. The coding region runs from base 703 to 2616 and encodes 637 amino acids. Lineage: Eukaryota; Metazoa; Chordata; Mammalia; Artiodactyla; Camelidae.
GGAGAGAUACACCAGCCCAAGGACAGCCCGAGGGGAGCCGCGGCCGGCGUGGGAGGCGGCCGUUCCAGAGUGCGCGGCCGUCACCUGGGAGCAGCGCCGGGACCCGACGCGCCGGAGGGGUGCCCCUGAGCGCGGGGCUGGCGGGCAGGCGGAGCCGGGAUCCCACGAGACCCGGGGACACCCUGCACGGAGGCGUGGCCCCGAGACCCUGCGCCGCAUCGCGCGGAUCUAGACCGUAAGCCUCCACAUUGUUCAGCCGUCGCCACCCCAGCUUCUGGUUCGAAUUUAACCUGCAGGCACCGGAAAGACUACCCUGAGAAGGAGAGCAUCUGCCCCUGAAGGUGGUAGGUUUUGCUUUUACAGGCACUGAGGACUGACCCAGCCUGCCUGGAGAGGACUGGCAAAAGUCUCAGAGCCCGGCAGGGAGCGGGCCGCCGUCGGGGCGCGGAGGUCAGGGCGCUGGGCGGGGCUCGAAGGUACCCAGACCCCUGUGAGCAUCUGCACUGAUUUCUUGAGCUGUCUGCUCAUCCACCAGGUGUCCCAGGCCUUAUCCCCAGCCCUCGCUGGGGCGAGUUUUUCUGUGCAAGUUUCUGAUUCUGUUUUGCGAGAUUCCCUUCUCCCUCCUGGAAAGUCUGGCAAAGAACUUCAGGUGCCAGACCUGAGCGCUAAAGACACACGAUCUCCGCAGAGAGGUGCGCCUGGAUGAGGACAAUGGCCGGGCUGGGAUCUGAGCUUCCUUCCGGCCCCGUGGCCCCCAUGCUCCUGUCAUGGCUAACAGGACUAGGGGCUGGAGUGAUCGUCCUGGGCUUCUUGCAGAAAAUCCUGUACCCUUACUUCUGGGACGACUUCUGGUACCUGCUGAAAGUGGUCCGCUGUGGGUUACGGAUGGAGAUGUACAGACUGAAGGGGGAGCUAGUCACUGUCCUGGAUAAGUUCCUGAUCCACGCCAAGAAGCAGCCCCACAAACCUUUCAUCAUCUACGAGGGAGACGUCUACACCUAUCAGGACGUGGACAGAAGCAGUAACAGAGUGGCGCACGUCUUCCUGAACCAUUCCACGCUGAAAAAGGGGGAUAUCGUGGCUCUGCUGAUGAGCAAUGAGCCCGACUUCAUUCACGUGUGGUUCGGCCUGGCCAAGCUGGGCUGCGUGGUGGCCUUCCUCAAUUCCAACGUUUGCUCAAUCUCCCUCCUGCACUGCAUCCUCAGUUGUGAGCCCAAGGCCCUCGUGGUGGGUGCAGAUUUGCUUGGAGCUAUAGAAGAAAUCCUUCCGAGCCUCCCAGAAGGUGUCAGCAUUUGGGGAAUGAAAGAUUCUGUGCCACAAGGAGUAAUUUCACUCAAAGAAAAACUGAGCACAGCAUCUGACAGUCAGGUGCCCCGCGAUUACUAUGUAGCCUCAAGCCUCAAGGCUACUUAUCUUUAUAUCUUUACUUCUGGAACAACAGGUCUACCAAAAGCAGCUGUGAUCUGUCAGCUGCAGUCUGUGAUGGGUUCUGCUGGACUGUGGGCUUUCGGUUGUACUUCUGAUGACAUCGUUUAUAUAACUCUUCCAUUGUAUCAUAGUGCCGGAUCUCUCCUGGGGAUUGGUGGAUGUGUUGAGUUAGGUGCUACUUGUGUGUUAAAGAAGAAAUUCUCAGCCAGCCAGUUUUGGAACGACUGCAAAAAGUAUAAUGUGACUGUGUUUCAGUACAUUGGAGAACUUUGUCGCUACCUUUGCAAACAACCUAAGAGAGAAGGAGAAAAGGAUCACCGGGUGCGUUUGGCAAUUGGAAAUGGCAUACGGAGUGAUGUAUGGAGAGAAUUUUUAGACCGAUUUGGAAAUAUUAAGAUGUGUGAGCUUUAUGGAGCUACUGAAGGAAACAUUUAUUUCAUGAAUCACACCGGGAAAAUUGGAGCAGUCGGGAGAACGAAUUUCCUUUACAAACUAUUUUUCACUUUUGACUUGAUAAAGUAUGAUUUUCAGAAAGAUGAACCGAUUAGAAAUGAACAGGGCUGGUGCAGUCAUGUGAAAAAAGGGGAACCUGGUCUUCUUGUUUCUCGAGUGAAUGCAAAGAAUCCAUUCUUUGGUUAUGCUGGGAAUAAGAAGCAAACAGAAGAGAAAUUGCUCCGUGAUGUGUUCAAGAAGGGAGAUGUUUACUUUAACACAGGAGAUAUAAUAGUCCAAGACCAGGAGAACUUCCUUUAUUUUUGGGACCGUACUGGAGACACUUUCAGAUGGAAAGGGGAAAAUGUUGCAACCACAGAGGUUGCUGAUAUUAUUGGAAUGCUGGAUUUCAUACAGGAAGCAAAUGUGUAUGGUGUGGCUGUGCCAGGUCAUGAAGGAAAAGCAGGAAUGGCUUCUAUUACUGUAAAACCAAAUAAGUCUUUAGACUUGGAAAAAGUUUAUGAACAAGUUGUAACAUUUUUACCAGCUUAUGCCUGUCCAAAAUUUUUAAGAAUUCAGGAAAAGAUGGAAACCACAGGGACAUUCAAACUACUGAAGUUUCAGUUGGUGGAAGAAGGAUUUAGUCCGUUGAAAGUUUCUGAUCCACUUUACUUCAUGGAUAGCUUGAAAAAAGCAUACAUUCCAUUGACCAAAGAAAUUUAUGAUCAAAUAAUGUUAGAGGAGAUUAAACUUUAAGGUUUUUUUUUUAAUAUAUAUGAAAUUUUCAUAUGGUUUCUUAGGAGAGAUGAAAGGGCGCAUAUGUGAUUCUUUAAUAUGAAAUCGGGAGAGGGGACUGUCAUUAAUUAAGCGUGUGCAACAAUUUUUCUUUAAUUAAUAACCAAUUUGUUUUAAUUGAUAACAAAUUGUAGUUGAUUAUUUUCACUUAUUUGGGGAUUCAGUACAUGAGUAAGUAUCUGCCUUAAAGUUUAAAUAUAAUGAAUAAGUGGCUAGCAGUUUAGACUUACUGAUAAUGUACUUUUUAUUAUUCAAAGUUUCUAGGUUUAAGUAAAGGGUUAAUUUUACUCAAAUAUUUGAUUUUUGUGUGCCCUGUCCUAUAACUCAAUAAAGCCGUCUUCAUU